This is a messenger RNA of Pyrus x bretschneideri (Chinese white pear), 666 nucleotides long. RefSeq lists its product as uncharacterized. Lineage: Eukaryota; Viridiplantae; Streptophyta; Magnoliopsida; Rosales; Rosaceae. The transcript has a single exon. The record is from RefSeq and is a predicted model, not a curated record. The coding region runs from base 1 to 666 and encodes 221 amino acids.
AUGGGGAAUUCAUUUGUGCAGCGUGAUAGAGAAGAGUGUCAUGACCGAAUGAUUAAAGAUUAUUUCAUCGAGCAUCCAAGAUUUCUUGCUCAUGAUUUUCGGAGGUGGUUUCGGAUGAGAAGAGAGCUUUUUGAAAGCAUCUUAAACGCAGUUGUCAAUCAUGACCACUACUUUGUACAGAAGAUAGAUGCCGUAGGCCGACAAAGUCUAUCACCUCAUCAAAAGCUCACAUCUGCAUUUGGGAUCCUAGCUAAUGGGUGCUCUGCAGACUUAACUGACGAGUAUUGCCGUCUUGCGGAGAUUACUACUAUUGAGAACCUGAAGCCCUUCUAUAAGGUAAUUGAAGCCAGAUAUGGAGCCACAUACCUCCGCAGGCCAAAUCGUGAAGAAUUGAAGAGGCUUGUAUGCAAGGCAGACAAAAAAGGUUUCCCUCGCAUGGUAGGAAGUCUCGAUUGUAUGCAUUGGGAGUGGAAGAAUUGUCCUAAUGCUUGGGCUAGCCAAUUCAAGGGUCGUCAAAACAAGCCAAUCAUCGUGCUCGAGGCUGUGGCGUCUUACGACAUAUGGAUUUGGCAUGCAUUAUUCGACGCUCCUGGAUCAAAAACUGAUAGCAACGUUCUUUGGUCUUCUCAUCUGUCCGAUGAUGUUGUCGAUGGAUGGGUACCAUAA